This is a messenger RNA of Hyphopichia burtonii NRRL Y-1933, 1533 nucleotides long. RefSeq lists its product as uncharacterized. The coding region runs from base 1 to 1533 and encodes 510 amino acids. Gene Ontology annotation, molecular function: N,N-dimethylaniline monooxygenase activity; NADP binding; flavin adenine dinucleotide binding. The record is from RefSeq and is a predicted model, not a curated record. NCBI's taxonomy places the organism in Eukaryota, Fungi, Ascomycota, Pichiomycetes, Serinales, Debaryomycetaceae. The transcript has a single exon.
AUGACUAAGUUGGAUAUCGAGAAAGUUGCAAUAAUCGGUGCUGGCCCAGGAGGGCUUGCAUCCAUCUAUGAAUUAUCCCAUACUAAUAGAGAUGGAACCUCCACUGUUGGUACGGGGAAAUCUGAGGACCCUAAAUUUACAAAAAUCGUUGCGUUUGAGCAAAAAGAUAAAGCAGGAGGAAUUUGGGCUCCAUCGAUUAACACAUCAGAUUUGAAGGCUCCACCCCAAGACAUUUUGGACACCGGAAAAUACAACGAUCCGGAUGUGAUUCACCCCGAGCAGAAAGCUCCAGGAGGAAUAGAAAACUCCAGUUUUGAGAAACCGGUUAAAAUUGAAACCAAAAAAAUCUAUAAUGAGUUAGAGUGGAAGAGAAGUGGAGUCUACAGGGACUUAUUCACCAAUGUUCCGGCCCGCUUCACCAGAUUCUCAUAUCUUCCCAAUGAAAAGAAGUACUUGGAUGAAAAAAGAGCGAUAUAUCCAUUUCUUAGCCAAGAAGAAUUAUCAGGUAGAAUCGAAGAUUUUGUUGAAAGAGAAGGGUUGAAUGAUUAUAUUCGAUUCAACACGCGUGUUGAGCAUGUUACUAAAAACGCAGAAGGAAAGUGGAUAAUCACUGUCAAGCAGAAAAAUGAAAACGAUGGGGAAGAAUAUUGGUACAAAGAAGAAUUCGAUGCUGUGAUCGUCUCGAAUGGUCACUAUUCAGUACCAAAUAUUCCUUAUAUUGAAGGAUUGGCAGAAUUCAAUAAGACUUAUCCUGGUUCAGUGAUCCAUUCCAAGUCUUAUAGAUCCUCGCAAGAAUUCAAAGAUCAAAAAGUUUUGGUUGUUGGUUUUGGUGUAAGUACUGCUGGAUUGGUUCAGUACAUUGUUCCAGUAGCCAAACAGACAAUCAUUGCCCAAAGAAGCCCCAACUUGGUUUUUGAAUGGAUUAAUGGUGCUUUGGUUUCCAAAGGCAUUACGCGUAGGCCAGAAAUCGAAAGAAUCGACGCUGUCAAAAAUGAAAUCAUCUUCAAAGAUGGUAGUAUCGAGCGUAAUGUUGAUAAGAUUUUACUUACAACCGGUUACCAUUUCCACUAUCCAUUUUUACAUGAUUAUUUGAAGGUCGUCUCUCCUUCCAACGUUAGUAGAGUCAAUGGUCUUUAUUACCAUACUUUUUCAAUCGAUGAUCCAACCUUGGCCACUGUUGGUGUUACUGUUGCUCAUUUAAAUUUCCACACAAUCGAAGCUUCUGCUGCUGCCGUUGCAGGUGUUUGGUCGGGUGCAAAAUCAUUACCUUCCAAACAAGAACAAAAAAAUUGGGAACAACAACAUGUCAAGAAUACCGGUAAUAGCUUGGUCUUCCAUUUCUAUGAAAAUGAUCAAGUCAAACCGGAUUUUGUCGAUAAAUUAUCCCCAUUACACCCAGACAAUAGACCAGAUAUCGUAUCAGAAGAUCUAAAGUAUCUAAAUGAAUUCGAUAUCGGUACAGCGAAGUCGGAAAAGCUUUUCUACCAAUUGAAAGAUGGGAAAUUGAACGUAAAGGACAUCUUCCCAGUAUAA